CGCUUAAAAAUACAUAUUAGAAUAAGUAAUUGUAUACAAGAAGAAAGAGCAUGCGUUAUGUGGCAGCCUAUAUUCUGUCAGUUCUUGGCGGGAAAGCCAACCCGACUGCUGACGAUAUAAAGACCAUUCUUGGUAGCGUUGCAGUUGACGUUGACGAAGACCGCCUGAUGUUCGUCAUCAGACAACUGAAAGGCAAGAACAUCGCCGAGCUAAUAGAAGAAGGUGCCGAGCGACUUGUCACGGCGACACUACAGGGACACACCACGCCGAUUCAGCAUGUCGUUGUCGAUGGAAACAAGAAAGAAAACAAUGGUGAGGUAACGCCAGAAGACGACGACGACAUCAACGAAGCUUUCUUUGCGGAUAUAUUCGGGUAGCACGUGCUAGUGGAGAAUAUGUCAGUGGUAUGGUAUCUGUGCCCUCGUGUUGUUCAAGAAUAGGGGGGAAGAUGGGGAUGCUUUACUUUGUAGGGUUGGUCUCAUUCCAGGAUGGCGUACAAGUCAAAAUUACAGUACAUAAAAGUUCAACAUUUAAAAAGAAAGAAAAGAAAAGAAAAAAGAAAGAAAGAAAAAUUAAAGAUAUCUAAAUCCUAUUGUUUUAUUGUUACUGUUAUCCACAGUUUACGCAUGGUGAACGAUACAUUUGGCCAGGACCCACAGAAGUUAAGAUAUGACGCAAAUUCCAUUUGUCCGUAAUCCGUCUGUGUGUGUAUACUUAGCUAAGAAAAGUUUAGCAGUUAGGUAAAUGUGCUUAAAUCAAAGAAAACUCACGACUUACAAAAUAAAACCAGUCACUGGAUUUAAUUGAGGCAUCAUUUGUCAGUAUAAAUAACGAGAGAUUUUCAAUACAAAAUGAAAUGUGUGACGGUCACGUCGUCGAAUGGUGCUUGGGGGUCCACACACGAACAUCUGAAAAUUGUCAGUAACCCGUAUCGGCACCUUGAGUAUUGCAUGUUAACAACGAUACGUCGCCCAUGCUUGUAAUGAGAAGGUAGAUAUAUGGAAUAGUGAUCGAGAUCCUUUCAAGAGUUAAAACAUGUUUAGGCUGUGGACAUUGCGAAUAUGCGCAUGGGUCUCUCGCACCCUACGACCCAACAAGUCCCAUACCUGUACAAUAGGAAACAAGUCAGGCGAUCAGUUUAGUGUCUCAAUAUUAGGCCUAUACCUCCGAGUAAGUCCAGUCGUUAGUCUGGCUGAAUGCUGGCGUGCAUCGUCCUGUUGAAACGAAACGCCUGGAUGCUGCUGUAUGAACGGAAUGACAACUUGUGUGGGCUUCGUCACUGUAAUGCUGAUCAUUCAGGUUCCCAUGAAUGAUAAAAAUGACGUUUUGUCCGACGUCAUGGAUUUCCGCCCACCAUGACGUUGUACCAGUGUCUGAUUUUAUUUUGUAAGUCAGUUUUAUUUUAUUUAAGAACAUUUACCAAAUUGCUAAAAAAAACAUUGGCCACGUGUAUAUAUAUAUAUAUAUAAACAAAAAAAAAGAAGAAAAAAAAAAAAACUCGAUCUUGAAGGGACGAGGAAAUAGUUCCGAGUUUUCGAAAUUAAUAUACAAGAGUUCUGUACUGAAACUGCAUUGAAUAUAUAUAUUCCAUAAAUAGGCUUAAUAACACUUCAUUCAAUCUUUUUGAGCGUAGGGCCAAUUUACAAUGAAGGAAUGAAUAGAAUCCACUCAACAGGGUUGGGAAUUGGUGAACUGUAUAAUAAAAAAAAAAAAAAAAAAAAAAAAGAAGAAAAAAAAAAGACUUAAUCUAGAUGGGUCCCGCAAAUUCUUGAAAUCCUAGGUUAAAAUCCUUUGGAGGAAAGGACCAUUAAAAUGCGAGGAAAACAAGUGAUCCGAGAAUUUCCAUUCCUGACUCAACCCAUUUACUGGAAUUUUACGAAUUACGGUGUGCGCAUGUGUAUAAUGCAUGCGUGCACGUUUAGAAUUAUGAAAAAUGUAUUUGUAUGUAUGUACGUUUAUGUAUUUAUGCAUGCGUAUACAGAUUGACAAAUGAAAUGCGCCAAUGUCGCUUGAAUAUAGUAUAACAUAGGCCCAACCACUUAAGGAUCGGACAUGCUGGUGUUACAGGGAGGACUAAAAGUGCCUACACAAAUUUAAUAUCAAAUUUCCGUAGGGGAAAAAAAAAGAAAAAGUGGGUAAACAAGAAUCAAGCAAAGCAAGUUACUCAUUAAACAUCACUCAUAAAACGAGUUGAAGACGGGUGAUCUGAGCAAACACCAAACUCAGGGGCGACAACCCACUAAUCUGAAACAUCUAUGCAAAUCAACAUGAUGCACCAAAUUCAACUCUUAAAACACUCGUAGACACUGGCCAUGUGCAUCUGGCACGAAUUUGAUACAAAUGUAACAGAAAAAUCAAUCUCCACUGUAGGGGUUUGAACCACAGGCUCUCAGUACGAGCUCUACAGAGCUAAUAGAUUAAAUCCCAGUAGCUACCGCCAGUAGGAACACUUUAUAGCAACUCU
This is a messenger RNA of Gigantopelta aegis, 2464 nucleotides long. Its product is annotated as 60S acidic ribosomal protein P2-like. Bases 51 to 377 code for a protein of 108 amino acids. The record is from RefSeq and is a predicted model, not a curated record. Gene Ontology annotation, cellular component: cytosolic large ribosomal subunit. Gene Ontology annotation, molecular function: structural constituent of ribosome. NCBI's taxonomy places the organism in Eukaryota, Metazoa, Mollusca, Gastropoda, Neomphalida, Peltospiridae. The transcript is spliced from 4 exons. Gene Ontology annotation, biological process: cytoplasmic translational elongation.